AUGGCACAAGAUUGCAGUACUUUAGUGCGAAGUUUGGAACAAAAAUAUUUGGAUGAUGAUGAUGAUUCGAUUGUCAAAGAUAUUAUUUUUACCGGCUUUGUGAGUGAAAUCCCUUAAUAAAAAUAUUAAAAAAAACGUUUUUUUAUUGCAGACAGGAUGUUCACCUUGCAAAAUGGCUUCUCAACGAGCUCUAGAACUUCUAGUGCUAAAUAAUAUGAACAUUGGGACAAUUGGUGAUUCUGAAAAGCUCGCUACAUUAGCCUCACAUGUUGUAGAGGCUGACCUUGGUUGGAAUCAAAUUUCAAAAUGGUCGGAUGUUGCUUGUAUUUUACGAAAUUUGCCACAUUUACGAGUAUUAAAUUUGGGUCACAAUCCAUUGAAUCAUUCGAUUGAUCACGAGUUACCUCAAGUCUCAACACUACACACUAUCAUAUUAAAUGGUACACAUCUUCCUUUAUCCACAUUGAAACGUUUUUUAUCAUGUUUACCAAAAAUAAUCGAGCUUCAUCUAUCAGACAAUCAAUUUGAUGAGAAUGAUGAAAUCGAAAAUGAUGAUAUAAUCAGUAAAUCUGUCAAAACAAUUCAUAUCAACAGGUGAGUUUCAAAAAAUAAACUUUUUCAUCCUUUUCCAAAUGUUUGCGAUUCAUUCCUGCGCUUCACAUAUUUUUGUCAUCUUUCUCUUUCUCAUUUUGUUUGAGAACCGGAAUUGAAAAAAAUAAUAUAUAUGUAUGAUUCUUUCUUCUUCGAACAAAUAGAGGCACCAAUGUGUUUAGAAAAAAAAAGAAAAAAACGAUGGGAAUCGAACUUUUUUAUUUCUCUUCUAAAAAAUCAUAUGACAGGCCAAAGGUUCUUUCUUUUUGUUUUGGGUUUUUGGUUAAAGAACGACCUUCAAUUCUUCCAGAUUCUUUCUUUUUCCCCCUCUCUUUUGGUUUCAUAUUUGAAAAAUAAUAACAUGUGGAAAAAAGUAUCGGAUUCGUUUUGCUUUUUACAUAAAAGUAUACAUAUUUCCGAAAUGAAAAAGUCAAAAUAAUAAUAAUAAUAAAAAUUCUGCCGGAAGCGCGUAUUGAAAAGUGAAACGGAAAAUGUAAUUAUACAUGGUCAAAUAAUUUUCUGCUACAUAGCUUGCAAACAUAUACAAACAUAAAACACUACUGGGAUUUUUUCAGGUGCGGAUUUGUAAAAUGGUCAUCGGUGAUGAAUAUUGUGAAACGAUUUCCAAAUGUUGAAUCGGUUUUUAUUUGCGAAAAUCCAUUGGAAAAUGUUGAAUAUUGUAAAUUUGUUGAUGAAUUAGACAAAUGGAAUUUUUUAAAUUUAGCAAAAGUAAGACAUUUUAUUUUUGAAACAAUAAAGUGGCAAAUAUUUACUUUCAGACCGAGAUAAAAUCAUGGGAUUCGUUAGAUCAUUUAAACAAAAUGAAAACAAUAAUUGAUCUACGUAUUCCAAAUAUUCCAUUACUCGAUUCAUUGACCGAUGAAGAACGUUUACAUCUUAUCAUUGGACGUGUUCAUCAUUUACAAGUGCUCAAUGGCUCAAAAAUAACAGCCGAGCAAAGAGAGCAAUCUGAACGAUUCUUCAUACGUUAUUAUCAGGUAAAUAUUGACUACUACCCUACUUAUCUAUGUUAUGUUUUGCUUUGUUUAAGGAGCAAAAAGACAAACCGAUACAGUAUCAAAGUCUUGUUGAUAAACAUGGCCAACUUGAGAAAUUGGUUAAUAUCGAUUUGACACCCGUAAACUCGGCAAUUGUGAAAAUUAUGUGCGAGGAAAAAAAUGUGAAUCAAGAAAUGUCUAUCAGCCUGAAUCGAACGGUUUUAGAUUUUAUGAAGUGAGUUUAAUGGUUACACUUGAUAUUCUUAACCGGCCUGGGUUUUAUCUCGAAUAGUUUUUAACCCACAGAUCAGAAAAACAAUCCUUAUUAUUUUUUUCAUAAUUCAAAGAUUUCAUUUUCACCUUUUUUCUCAACCUCAUUAAAUACAUUUUUUCCCAAGAUUUUCGACACUAUCUCCAAAUGAAAUCUGCAUAUUCACACUUUUAUUAGUUUCAUGAGUGAAAGAAAAAAGUAAAGUCUAUCUUCUUCUUUCAUCCUCUUUUACUCUUUUUUUACUUUUUCAUCCGAAUAUUAAAUUAACUUUGUUUUCUAGAUUUCUCGAGCCAAUCGUGCAUGUCAAGUAUACACGGAUGAAACUAUUUCUUUUCCGAUUAGACGGACGAUGCGAGGAUUUUUCUUCCAGUACUUAUAAUAUGCAAUUAAACUAUUUCCGUAUCGAAGAUGGAGAUGGUUUUAUGAUUCAGGUAAUUGACACCAAUAAUCUGAACAAAUAAACACCCAAAUAUGGUUAUUUGACCUGCCUUUGUUCUUUAUUUCCAAAGCCACAAUUAUGUAUAUUCCACCUGCGUUUUCCGUCCGUUCCUUCGUUCGUUCGUUCGGGCAGCCAAGAAAAAAAAAUAUUUAUUUUUUCUGUUCUGCUAGGAAAGAAAGAAGAAAACAAACUCUGCCUCUCUAACAUUCGCUGUUCAUAUGUAAACAUUUUCCUUCUCUAGUAGACAUGUGGUCCUGUGGUGUAGUGGUUAUCACGUCUGCUUUACACGCAGAAGGCCGCCGGUUCGAUCCCGGCCAGGACCUGUUUCUUUUUGAUUUCAUUUUUUGGAAAUUUUGAAAAUGAAAUUUAAUUAAAAAAAAGAUGCGCGAAAAAUUGGAAGAUGAAAUAAAAACCUGUCGUUUUCACACAAUAAAAACAUAAGAUAAUCUAGCAUUCAUUGCUAAUGAGAAGAAUGCAUUUGUAAUUGAUGAGGAGUCAUGUGAGAUAACAACGAAAAUCUUCUUUUCUAUGCAUAGAUUUUUUUUCCAGGAAAAAAUAAUUGUGCCAAAACGUCGUCGACCAGCCAGCUCCACAUCUAGCUCUUCAUAA
Messenger RNA from Caenorhabditis angaria, 2908 nucleotides. The record is from the annotation of a GenBank genome assembly. NCBI's taxonomy places the organism in Eukaryota, Metazoa, Nematoda, Chromadorea, Rhabditida, Rhabditidae.